Molecule: messenger RNA, 1297 nt
Organism: Impatiens glandulifera
Lineage: Eukaryota; Viridiplantae; Streptophyta; Magnoliopsida; Ericales; Balsaminaceae
Product: basic leucine zipper 6-like
Exons: 4
Coding region: 20-1021 (333 amino acids)
Biological process (GO): positive regulation of DNA-templated transcription
Cellular component (GO): nucleus
Molecular function (GO): DNA binding; DNA-binding transcription factor activity
Source: RefSeq, a predicted model, not a curated record
AAGAUGCUCUGUAUAUCUCAUGAUGAUGAUGUCUGAAACAAACAGUUGUGAUAUACAGUUAUAUCCAUCAAUGGCUUUGCAUUUCAUUUUUGCUUUAAAUACAAUCCCAUCUUCUUUCUUCCCAAAGUUAUCAUCUUUCACGAUUCAUAACUGCACUCUCUCUCUUUCUCUCUCACACACAAACACACACUUCGUCUUCGUCUGCAUGGCGGCACGGCAAUUACCUCCCAAAUCUCAAACGCUACUACCGCCAAUCAUGACCCACCAAACAUGGAACUCUUCACCAUCAUUCCAUCUCCAAACAAUGGCGCCCAUCGUCUCCUCCUCCGGCGAAGGUCUGAUCAAUUGGCCAGUUGAUCAUGAUUUCGCCGACUUCACCUGGGCAAGACGUAAUACCCACCGGAGAUCCGCCAGCGAUUCCGUCGCCUUCCUUCCAAUGCUCGUGGAUGAUUCCCCGCCAAAUUCUUCUCCCACCGCCGCUGCUGUCGCCGGAUUCGAUGGACUCGACGAUGAACAACUCAUGUCAAUGUUAGCAGACGAAAUGGGAAUGAGAACCUCCGAUGUCGACCCAUCGACACCGUCCGAUGACGACCAUGAUCACUACUUACAUAAGCAGCCCAAGGAAGAGAUGUCUGAUUCCACGCAUAUGAACACCACAAUUUCAGGUCCUGCCACCGGCGACACCAUUGUCGAUCCCAAGAGGAUUAAAAGAAUAUUGGCAAACCGUCAAUCGGCUCGAAGAUCUAGAGUCCGUAAACUACAAUACAUAUCAGAACUCGAGCGAAGCGUAACAACUUUACAGACAGAAGUAUCAACAUUAUCACCUAGGGUGGCAUUCUUGGAUCAUCAAAGGUUGAUCCUCAAUGUUGAUAAUAGUGCCUUGAAGCAGAGGAUUGCUGCCCUUAUUCAAGACAAGCUUUUUAAAGAUGCACAUCAAGAAGCGUUAAAGAAAGAAAUAGAAAGAUUGAGGCAAGUUUACCACCAUCAAAACCUCAAGGCUUCAGACGUCAAAGAUGGUUGAUUUUUUUUAAUUAUAAUUAUGUGAAUAUGUUAACUUAAUUAAGUUACAGAUUUUAAAUUAUUUAAUUUGAAUCUUUGUGAACAAGUUCAAGUUUUGCUUCAAAAAAACAAAUAAAAAAAAGAGCUUUCCAUUGAUUUUUUAUUUUUAAUUACUCUAUUUGUAAAAUAUGAGUUUUAGUUGUGGGAAGGACAAAAUUAGUCUCUUCCUUUGUUGUUUAUUGAAUUUCUCCCCUUGAGGCAUGUAAUAGUUUAUUAUUGGUAUAAAUUUUAAUUACCA